This is a messenger RNA of Chaetura pelagica (chimney swift), 4247 nucleotides long. RefSeq names its product Wolf-Hirschhorn syndrome candidate 1 (gene NSD2). The record is from RefSeq and is a predicted model, not a curated record. The transcript has 21 exons. Gene Ontology annotation, molecular function: histone H3K36 methyltransferase activity; protein binding. Gene Ontology annotation, cellular component: nucleus; chromatin. NCBI's taxonomy places the organism in Eukaryota, Metazoa, Chordata, Aves, Apodiformes, Apodidae. Bases 32 to 4132 code for a protein of 1366 amino acids. Gene Ontology annotation, biological process: regulation of DNA-templated transcription.
AGCAGUGUAAGACUGGAAACAUCUGGGCUGAAUGGACUUUAGCAUCAAAAGAAGUUCUCAACUGUUAACUCGAAAAAUUAACUACAUCAAAAUGAAGCAGGUACCAGAGAUCCUUGGAAAUACCAAUGGGAAAACUCAGAAUUGUGAAGUGAAUCGUGAGUGUUCUGUCUACUUGGGCAAAGCACAACUUUCUGCCACUCUACAAGAAGGUGUCAUGCAAAAAUAUAAUGGCCAUGAGGCUCUUCCAUUUAUUCCAGCUGAUAAAUUGAAAGAUCUAACAUCUCGUGUGUUUAAUGGUGAGUCUGGGGCCCAAGAUGCCAAGCUGCGCUUUGAAACCCAGGAAAUCAAGGGAGUUGGAACACCACCCAACACCACUCCUAUCAAGAAUGGCUCUCCAGAAAUAAAGCUGAAAAUCACUAAAACCUACAUGAAUGGAAAACCUCUUUUUGAAUCUUCCAUUUGUGGAGACAAUGGUGCAGAUGUGUCUCAGUCAGAGGAAAAUGAACAGAAGCCGGCAAACAAGGAGAGGAGAAACAGAAAAAGAAGCAUAAAAUAUGACUCCUUACUUGAGCAGGGUCUUGUUGAAGCAGCACUAGUAUCAAAGACUUCAAGCCCCACUGAAAAGAAGGCUCCUGCUAAGAGAGAUCCAACUCAAAGUACUGUCAAAGAAGACAAAGUCCAUCUGUUGAAGUAUAAUAUAGGAGAUCUAGUAUGGUCAAAAGUGUCUGGUUUCCCAUGGUGGCCAUGUAUGGUUUCUGCUGAUCCUGUUCUCCAUUCCUACACUAAACUAAAAGGACAGAAAAAGAGUUUUCGUCAAUAUCAUGUUCAGUUUUUUGGAGAUGCCCCAGAGCGAGCCUGGAUAUUUGAGAAGAGCCUUGUCCCCUUCAAAGAAAAAGACCAGUUUGAACAAUUAUGCCAGGACAGUGCAAAACAAGCGCUCACUAAAGCAGAGAAAAUAAAGAUGUUAAAGCCUGUUUCAGGGAAACUGCGGCCACAGUGGGAGAUGGGUGUUAAGCAAGCAAGUGAAGCAGUAGGCAUGGCAGUGGAAGAAAGGAAGGCCAAGUACACCUUCAUCUAUGUUAGGGACAGACCUCAUCUGAAUCCUCGAGUGGCAAAGGAAGUUGGCGUUGCAGUGGAACCCUUAGAGGAGAUAGAUGAGACAUCUUACGAAGAAACCGCUCAAAAUCUGAAGUCGAUGAAAGAGUCUGGCAUUCCUAACAAGAGGAGGAGAAGGACAUCAAAAUUAUUGGCCACUGAUGAUAUGCAAGAAAGCAGUCAGUUGGAGACUCAGAAUACUACUCCUCAAAAGUCGUCUGAACAGGCAGAAUCCAAAAGAGGGAUAGGCUCCCCUCUCAACAGAAAGAAAACUCCAACAUCUACUCCACGAAGCAGAAAAGGCGAUGCAGUUUCUCAGUUUUUGGUCUUUUGUCAGAAGCACAGAGAUGAGGUGGUUGCUGAACAUCCAGAUGCUUCGAGUGAGGAGAUUGAAGAAUUACUCGAAUCGCAGUGGAAUAUGCUUAGUGAAAAACAGAAAGCUCGCUAUAACACAAAGUUUGCCAUAGUGACCUCUCCCAAAUCUGAAGAAGACUCUGGUAACUUACAUGGAAAUAAAAGAAACCAAAAAAAGAGGACAAAGGAACCUACAGAAGAUUUUGAAGUUCAGGAGGCACCUAGGAAAAGACUCAGGAUGGAUAAACAGAAUAAUCGGAAGAGGGAGACAAGCAAUGACAAAACAGCAAAAACAAACUCUUCUAAGGUCACAGAAACCUCCUCUUCACAAAAGAACCAGUCAGCAACGAAAAAUCUGUCUGAUGCAUGUAAACCUCUGAAGAAGCGAAAUCGGGCUUCAGCAGCAGAAUCUUCAACUCUUGCUUUUAGCAAGAGUUCAUCUCCUUCAGCUUCCUUAACUGAGAAUGAGAUCUCCGAUGGCCAAGGAGACGAGCGCUCAGAGUCUCCCUAUGAAAGUGCUGAUGAAACUCAGACUGAAGUGUCUAUAUCAUCCAAAAAAUCUGAGCGAGGAGCAGGAACAAAAAAAGAAUAUGUGUGUCAGCUGUGUGAAAAAACAGGUGAUCUCCUACUGUGUGAAGGACUUUGCUAUCGAGCUUUUCAUGUAAGCUGCCUUGGGCUCUCUGGAAGACCAGCAGGAAAAUUCAUUUGUAGUGAAUGUACAUCAGGUGUGCAUACGUGUUUUGUGUGUAAAGAGAGAAAGGCAGAUGUGAAACGCUGCGUCGUGUCCCACUGUGGGAAAUUCUACCACGAAGCUUGUGUCAAAAAAUUUCAUCUCACUGUCUUUGAGAAAAGGGGGUUUCGAUGUCCUCUCCACAGCUGCCUAAGUUGUCAUGUUAGUAACCCCUCACAUCCACGAAUUUCAAAAGGAAAGAUGAUGCGCUGCGUGCGCUGCCCCGUGGCCUAUCACGCCGGCGACGUCUGCAUUGCGGCGGGAUGUGCCGUCAUCGCCUCCAACAGCAUCGUCUGCACCAACCACUUCACUGCCACCAAGGGGAAGAGUCACCACGCCCACGUCAACGUCAGCUGGUGCUUCGUGUGCUCCAAAGGAGGGAGCUUGUUGUGCUGUGAGUCAUGUCCUGCAGCCUUUCACCCAGACUGCUUGAACAUUGAGAUGCCAGAUGGGAGCUGGUACUGCAAUGACUGCAGGGCAGGGAAGAAGCUUCAUUUCCAGGAUAUUAUUUGGGUUAAACUGGGAAAUUACAGAUGGUGGCCUGCAGAAGUUUGCCAUCCGAAAAACGUUCCCCCAAAUAUUCAGAAAAUGAAGCAUGAAAUCGGAGAAUUUCCUGUGUUUUUCUUUGGUUCUAAGGAUUACUACUGGACUCACCAAGCACGGGUGUUCCCUUAUAUGGAGGGAGACAGAGGGAGUAGAUAUCAGGGAAUCAAAGGAAUUGGAAAAGUCUUCAAAAAUGCUUUGCGAGAAGCUGAAGCUCGAUUUCGAGAAAUAAAGCUGCAGCGAGAAGCCAAAGAGAGCCAAGAAAGUGAACGUAAACCUCCACCUUACAAGCAUAUUAAGGUGAAUAAACCUUGUGGUAAAGUCCAGAUAUAUACUGCUGACAUUUCUGAGAUUCCCAAGUGCAACUGCAAACCCACAGAUGAAAACCCCUGUGGCUUUGACUCCGAGUGCCUGAAUCGGAUGCUGAUGUACGAGUGCCAUCCCCAGGUUUGUCCAGCAGGAGAACGGUGCCAAAACCAGUGCUUCACAAAACGUCAAUACCCUGAGACCAAGAUCAUCAAAACUGAUGGGAAAGGGUGGGGUCUGGUCGCCAAGAGGGACAUUAAAAAGGGAGAGUUUGUAAAUGAGUAUGUGGGUGAGCUGAUUGAUGAAGAGGAAUGUAUGGCAAGAAUCAAAUAUGCACAUGAAAAUGAUAUUACCCACUUCUAUAUGCUUACUAUUGAUAAGGACCGUAUUAUUGAUGCUGGCCCCAAAGGGAACUAUUCUCGUUUUAUGAACCACAGCUGCCAACCAAAUUGUGAAACCCUGAAGUGGACAGUGAAUGGAGACACUCGUGUGGGCUUGUUUGCUGUCUGUGAUAUUCCUGCAGGGACAGAGCUGACUUUUAAUUACAACCUUGACUGUCUGGGCAAUGAAAAAACAGUCUGCAAAUGUGGGGCCCCAAACUGCAGUGGAUUUCUUGGAGACAGACCAAAGAAUUCUUCCACUAAUGCCUCAGAAGAAAAAGGCAAAAAGACCAAAAAGAGAACACGGAGACGCAGAACGAAAAAUGAAGGGAAGAAAGAAUCUGAAGAUGAUUGUUUCCGUUGUGGUGACGGAGGGCAGCUGGUGUUGUGUGACAGGAAAUCCUGUACUAAAGCUUAUCACCUCUCCUGUCUUGGCUUGGUGAAACGUCCUUUUGGGAAGUGGGAGUGUCCUUGGCACCACUGUGAUGUUUGUGGCAAACCUUCCGUUUCCUUCUGCCACUUCUGCCCAAAUUCUUUCUGCAAGGAGCACCAAGAUGGGACAGUACUCAAUUCUAUGCUGAAUGGACAUUUAUGCUGCUCUGAACAUGUUCUUGGGGUGGAUUCUGUUGAAACUCAGAAGACUGAGAAACCCCGCAAAAAACUAAACAAGUUGAAGCCUAAGAGGAAGCAGAGGAACAGAUGGAUGAGAGCUGAAUGCAAAUAGUCAUGGACUGCAGUUUCUACUGCCAACACUAUCUUGUAGAUAAGUUGUGAAUAUGACCAGGGAAGGACACAAUUUUACAUACACUCUGUAAAGGUUACAUGGGGCUGGGGGGGGA